This is a messenger RNA of Vollenhovia emeryi, 840 nucleotides long. RefSeq names its product zinc finger BED domain-containing protein 1-like. The transcript has a single exon. The record is from RefSeq and is a predicted model, not a curated record. Lineage: Eukaryota; Metazoa; Arthropoda; Insecta; Hymenoptera; Formicidae. The coding region runs from base 1 to 840 and encodes 279 amino acids.
AUGAAUGUUGAUAAUUCUAAGAAUAUUUCUAAGAAACAAGCUAGCUCAUCUGGUUGCAGUUCAAAAGUUACGAUCACGGAUACUCAACCCAAACAAAACGCUCUACAACGAAAUGUAAAGGAAUUGUUCAGUAAUAUUAAAAGCAUAACAAAUAUUGAAGGUAACAAACAUAAAAAAAUAACUGAAGCGAUUGUGAAUUUCAUUAUCAUGGACCAUAAACCAUUUUCAAUUGUGGAAGGAAACGAAUUUACACAGUUAAUGAGAGAACUGGUACCCUUGUACAAAAUUCCUUCUAGAGAAACGUUUAAAAAACGUAUAGAUGAAAAAUAUGAGGCUAUGUCAGAAAUUUUUAAAAAUUACUUAAAAGUAGCAGAACAUUACUGUAUUACAUAUGACAUAUGGACAGAGACGAUGCAGAACAAGUCCUUUGUUGGAGUCACCAUCCAUUUCUUAAAAAAAUCCAAGCUUAUGAGUGGAACUUUGGGAGUCUUUGAGUUAUUCGAAAGACAUACAGCAGAAUACAUACAAAACAGACUUUCAGAUAUCUUCGACGAAUGGAGUAUUACUACCGAUAAAGUUACUGCUGUAGUGACUGACAAUGACAGCAAGGUUAUGAAGGUAAAUAGAGACAUGUUUGGUGAAAAAAAAAUAAUACCGUGCUUCGCCCACACAUUGAAUUUAGUUGUCACAAACUCAUUGGAUAAAGCUAAAACUGCAUCAAUGAUCAUCAGUAAAGUGCGCGAGAUUGUAAAAUUCAUAAAACGUAGCGUCAAUGCCAGUGAUGAAUUGCGGAAAAAGCAAAGGGAGGCUGGUAAGAUGGAAGGCCAGACAAAAAGCUGA